Molecule: messenger RNA, 4047 nt
Organism: Talaromyces atroroseus
Lineage: Eukaryota; Fungi; Ascomycota; Eurotiomycetes; Eurotiales; Trichocomaceae
Exons: 3
Coding region: 1-4047 (1348 amino acids)
Cellular component (GO): intracellular anatomical structure
Molecular function (GO): ATP binding; RNA binding; protein binding
Source: RefSeq, a predicted model, not a curated record
AUGGCUCCAAAAUCCAAGGGUGGUGCCCGUGGAGGAGGACCAAAACCGGGGACGAAGCAGGCAAAAGCUGCCGCAGAAAAGUCCUCGCAGAACACAAGCACACAACAAACAGAAGGAGAGGCGAAAAAGCCUACGGUAAAGCAGGUGAUUGGUGGUGCAUCAUGGACGGGCAAACUGCCUGUGAAUUUGCUCUCGGAGCAUUGCCAGAAGCAGAAGUGGGAGAAACCUGAGUACACAAUGAACAAAACCCCAAGUGGUUUUGUCUCAACUGUAAUUUUGAGCAGAACAGACCCAAAGACGAGGGAAAAGGUCAUACUACCGCCGAUGCAAGUACCGCCGGCUCACAAAGCUCUCGCACCCCGGCCUACCGCUCUAGAAGCCAGGCAUUUCGCGGCUACCUAUGCGCUAUUCCGCGUUUGCAGUAUGAGAAACAUGCAGUUGAUGUUGCCCCCGGACUAUAGGAAGCUAUGGAAGGAAGACUUCCCUACAAUGAAAAGCGAAGCAAUUGCCGAAAACAAGGCGUGGAUGUACGAAGCCGAUCCAUUCCUAGCCAAGCAGCAACGCGAUGCUGCAGCAGUCGAGAUGGAGAAGAAGAAAACGGAGCGCGAAAAAGCGCAGGCAAAACUGAAAGAGACUGGUGGUCUAGGCUCCGUUGUUUUGGGUGACAAGAAGACUGGGAGAUACUGGUCACAAGCUCCGAAAGUUGAACUCGGAACCAAGAUACGACGUGAUAUCGAAGAGCUCCUACGAGGAAAAGCGGUAUGGAAUCCAUACGGUGUGCGUAUACCAGACGCGCAGCGUAGGGCAAUCGUUGAUGAUCUUUCUCGAGUGGGUUUCCGCCGCAGUCAUGUUGAAGAAGCUGUUGCGGAGUGCAAGGACCGUGAAGAAGCGCUAGAAUGGCUUUUAUUAUACGUACCAGAAGAUGACUUACCACGCUGGAGUCUGCCGGAAGGUUACACUGCCGGUAUUACUUUAGCUAGCGGUGACCUUGUACGAGAGUCUAAAAUCAAACGUCUUGCUGCGGCAGGUUAUCCCUCCGAUAUAUGUGCAAUUACCCUCGAUAAAGAAGGUGGAAACGAAGAAAAGGCUGCCGAGAGGCUGCAAGAUGUCCUUACUCAACAUUUACAACAUUAUUCUCCGCCAGAGGAAUUUGAACAUGAGGACGCCUGGGCCGAGGAAGUAGUCACGUUAGAGGCUAUUUUCGGGGAUCGAUACAAGAAAAUUUCUAAAGCUAUAUGCGAGAUCAAAGGAGAUGUUUCCAAUCUAGAAAAGCCUGUUUCAUUUCGAUUUCAAAGGCCGUCGAGUUCAUACCCGAGUCACCCUCCAGUGAUUUGGGUCCUUGCGGAUGAUCUUCCGGCUUAUAUUCGGCUAAGCACCAUUCGCCAGGCUGUGCAGUAUGCCUUGGAAAACCUAACAGGAGCGCCAAUGAUAUUUAGCCUGGUAGACUGGUUAGAGACAAAUCUCCCCGAGGUAAUGGAAAAUCCUGGUCCGUUGCGAGAUAUAUCUGCUUCGUCCAGCACACCCGUCGAAGGCCAAACAACUGCGUCACAGCUACCCGUCAGAUCAGCAGGUAGAAAUCCGAAACGCUCUAGAUCGCAACUCAGCUCACAAUCAGGUGUCGCUUUGCGCCAGGACUGGGAGUCAAAGCAGAAGAUGCCGGCCCAAAUCGAAAUGAACAGGCAACGGCAGUCCUUGCCUGCUUGGGCAAUGCAAGAGGCCAUUAUUCAAUGUGUCAAUUCGUACCAAGUCACGAUUAUAUCAGGUGAAACUGGUAGUGGCAAAAGUACGCAAUCAGUACAAUUUGUGCUGGAUGAUUUACUGAGACGAGACUUGGGGAAUGUAGCAAACAUCGUCUGCACACAACCACGAAGAAUAUCUGCUCUUGGACUGGCAGAUCGUGUCAGCGAUGAGAGAUGUUCUUCUGUUGGAGAUGAAGUUGGCUAUAGUAUUCGAGGUGACUCAAAGGUCAAAUCUGGCAGGACCAAAAUUACCUUCAUGACAACUGGUGUCUUACUUCGUAGACUCCAAACAGCGCCUGAGUCAGGCAAUGAUAUCGCAGCUUCACUUUCUGAUAUCACUCACGUCGUGGUGGACGAAGUUCACGAGAGAAGUCUUGACACCGACUUUCUUCUUGCUCUUUUACGAGAUAUUUUAAACCGUCGUAAAGACUUGAAGGUUAUCCUUAUGAGUGCUACUCUAGAUGCCGAUAUUUUCAUGCAAUAUUUUGGUGGACCUUCUCGUGUUGGCCGCGUGAAUAUACCUGGACGCACAUUUCCAGUUGAUGAUUAUUAUGUUGAUGAUAUUCUGCGUGAAACUGGUUUCGGCGCCGGAACGUCUAUGUCUUCUGAAUUUGAUGAAGGGGACUUGACGAAGGACUUAAAUAUAGGGAAGUCUCUCCGAAGCCUCGGGAUUGGUAUCAACUACGACUUGAUCGCUUCAACUGUUCGAUACAUAGAUUCGCAGCUCGGGGACGACGCAGGUGGAAUUCUGAUAUUCCUACCGGGUACCUUGGAAAUCGAGAGGUGUCUCAGCGCUAUAAGGACGAUUCCAAACCUGCAUGCAUUGCCGCUUCAUGCCUCUCUUUUACCGGCAGAACAGAAGCGCGUAUUCAAUUCGCCUCCCAAAGGGAAACGGAAGGUCAUUGCAGCCACCAACGUGGCUGAAACAUCCAUAACCAUUGACGACAUCGUCGCCGUGAUUGACUCAGGUCGUGUGAAGGAGACCAGCUUCGAUACUAAGGAUAACGUGGUGAAAUUACAAGAAGUGUGGGCGUCACAAGCCGCCUGUAAACAGCGCCGUGGACGAGCUGGCCGUGUCAAGGCCGGAAAAUGCUACAAAUUGUACACACGCAAUGUAGAAACCAACAUGUCACCGCGACCUGACCCUGAGAUCCGCCGCGUUCCUUUGGAACAAUUGUGCCUUUCUGUUGUGGCCAUGAAUAGCAUUCAAGAUGCCUCUGACUUCCUUGCCAAGACUCUCACGCCUCCGGAGACAUUGGCUGUUGAAGGCGCCCUGAGCCUAUUGCAUAGCAUCGGUGCUUUGGAUAAUCACAAGCUUACGGCCCUUGGACGUCACAUGUCAAUGAUUCCAGCAGAUCUACGCUGUGCAAAACUGAUGGUGUACGGCUCGAUCUUCAGCUGCGUAGACGCAUGUGUGACCAUAGCCGCCAUCCUCAUUGCAAGAAGCCCCUUUGUAUCGCCUCGCGAAAAACGGGAAGAAGCUGCUGCUGCACGGGCAUCUUUCUCACGCGGUGGAAGCGGUGACCUGCUGACGGAUCUCGCAGCAUAUCAGCAAUGGUCCGAAAGAUCCAGGUCAGCGGGAUACUGGCAAAGCAAUGCAUGGUGUUCUGAAAACUUCCUAUCCCAUCAGACCCUUCGAGAAAUAUCCUCUAAUCGCGCACAACUCCUUACGUCACUAAAAGAUGCCGGCAUCUUGCCCAUAGAUUACAAAGAGAACAACAGUAAUCGCUGGGAUCGCAACACAAACAACACCGCCCUUCUCCAAGCGUUAAUAGCAGGCGCCUUCAAUCCUCAAAUAGCUCAAAUCAGCUUCCCCGACAAAAAGUUCGCAGCAUCCAUGGCAGGUACCAUUGAACUCGACCCAGACGCCCGGACAAUCAAAUACUUCAACCGUGAAAACGGUCGAGUCUUUAUACACCCCAGCUCAAACCUAUUCACCGUUCAAAACUAUGCCAAUGCGGCUUAUGUCAGCUAUUUCUCGAAAAUGGAAACAAGUAAAGUUUUCAUUCGUGAAUUAACUCCAUUCAACGCCUAUUCCCUGCUGCUAUUCGCCGGUCCCAUAGACCUAGAUACCAUGGGACGCGGUCUAAUCGUGGAUGGAUGGCUACAUCUCCGUGGCUGGGCGCGAAUUGGCGUCCUGGUCUCGCGCUUGCGGAUGAUGCUUGAUGAUGUUUUGGCAGCGAGGAUUGAUAAUCCGGGCUCUUCCUCUCCCACUUCAUCUGCUGAGGGUGUACAGGAGGAAUCUCAUGAGUCAAAGGUCAUUGGACUAGUGACCAAAUUGGUUGAGCUUAACGGGUUGGAUCAGUAA